GCAGAUGCGUGGGCUGCGGUCUGAUCGCCUGCUGCUAGCCGCGCGAUAGUCGGCGGUCUGCAAGCGAUAGGUCGACGAAGAACUAGGUGACGCCAUGGCGCGCGCAGGAAAGCUGAUGUGUCAAUACGACGGCAGGGACCGAGGCUGGGCGUGGGUGAUUCUUGCCUCCGCUUUCAUCAACUGGGCGAUCAUCCUAGGUACGUCGUUCUCGUUUGGAGUCUACUACGGACAUCUGCUGCAUCAUUUCAAGCAUAGCAUGGCCGAGACUGCCUGGGUCGGCUCCAUCAACACACUGCUUGUGUUCAGCUCAGGACCGCUCACGAACCUGCUAACGGGUUUCUUCAGCUAUCGCGUCGUCAUCAUCAUUGGCGGCCUCCUCGCUGCCAGCGGCUGUCUGCUCAGCGUGUUCGCCACGCAGAUAUGGCAUCUGAUCAUCACCUACGGAAUUAUCUGUGGCCUUGGGUUCGGCCUCGCCUACACGCCCAGCGUCGCCAUGGUUGGACUCUACUUCGCCAGAUGGCGCUCGAUCGCCUUGUCUGUGGUGCAGGCCGGGGUCGGCACUGGUUGUCUCCUCUACGCGCCGCUCUCACAGAUCAUCAUGGAGAAGCUCGGCUGGCAGGGAGCCAUGCUGGCCACCUCCGGACUGUGUCUCCAGAUGUGCAUCACCGGCGCUCUAAUGAGACCGCCCGACUUCUACGAAGUUGCCGCAGGCGGCAGAGCAAGAGGAAACGGAGGAGUAGCAACAGCAGAAGGAGGUGAAGCAAAGAAAACGCUCUCGCAGCUGUGCAACUUGGACGUUGCUGUGCUGAAGGACGUACGUUUCCUCGUGCUCUGGUGUAACAACUUGCUGUGGAACGCCGGAUUCAUCAUCGUCUUCGUCAUCAUCGUCGACUACCUAUGCACGAACCAGAACUUCCCGAAGAUGGAGGCGGUCGUAAUGUUGUCUAUCAUAGCCAUCACGAACACCAUCGGGCGUCCCAUAGCUGGACUACUGGGCACGCACAAGCUGUGCAAUCGCAUGUACUUGUACAACGUCUCUACGUGCCUAUACGGCAUCGUCAUCUGUUUGUACGUCAUUGACGGACUCAGCUUCGAGUGGUACGCCGCCUUUUCGACGCUGUUCGGACUAUUUCUGGGCAUGCAGUGCGGAAUACUGCCCAUAAUAACUGCGGACAUGUUCGGCGUCGAGACACUUGUAUCCACCUUUGGAUAUCUGAUGAUCUCAAACGGAGUCGGCAACAUGAUAGGUCCUCCGAUAGCGGGCUGGAUGGUGGAGAAAACAGGUUCGUUCCAAGCAGCGUUCUAUCUAGCCUCGUCGCUGACGGUGGCAAGUAGCAUCAUGAUGUUUCUCGUCCCGCACCUCUCCGAUACACAGAAGCCGACAGGAAUGCCGCCACGCGCUGCCUACGAGAAAUGUAAACUUGCAAGUGUAUGAAAAGAAGAGCGGCAAUUCCGGUUCGAUGGACACCUCAGCAACAAGAAAUAACAAUCGUAUCGAACCUGUCCUGAUCAUCGCAGAGACACUGUUAGCGCGGCGCAACAGCUACGGAAAAACAAACAUAAUACUCUAUGGACAUUGUCGUCAUCAUCAUCAUCAUCAUCAUCAUCAUCAUCACCAUCAUCAUCAUCAUCAUCAUC
Priapulus caudatus is the source of this 1638-nucleotide messenger RNA. Its product is annotated as monocarboxylate transporter 12-B-like. Lineage: Eukaryota; Metazoa; Priapulida; Priapulimorpha; Priapulimorphida; Priapulidae. Gene Ontology annotation, molecular function: monocarboxylic acid transmembrane transporter activity. Bases 95 to 1435 code for a protein of 446 amino acids. The record is from RefSeq and is a predicted model, not a curated record. Gene Ontology annotation, biological process: monocarboxylic acid transport; transmembrane transport. The transcript has 7 exons.